CGCAUGCGCGUCGCGCGCGCGGCCGCGGGGGAUGCCGGGAGGAGCGCGCCAGCGGGCGGCGGCGGCGGCGGCGGCCACAGCCCCAGCGACAGCAACAGCAACAGCAACAGCCCCGGCGGGGACGCGAGCGCGGCGGUGAGCGCGUGGGAAGUGGCGUCGCUCCUGGGCAAGCUGCUGGGCACCGUCGCCGCGCUGAAGGCCGUCCUGUACCUGCUCCGGCUGUGCCUCGCGAUGGCCUGGAAGUCCGGCGGCGCCAGCCACUCGGAGCUCAUCCACAACCUCCGCAAAAAUGGUAUCAUCAAGACAGAUAAAGUAUUUGAAGUCAUGUUGGCCACCGAUCGCUCCCACUAUGCGAAAUCAAACCCUUACAUGGAUUCUCCACAAUCCAUAGGAUUCCAAGCAACAAUUAGUGCUCCACAUAUGCAUGCGUAUGCACUAGAACUUCUAGUUGAACAAUUGCAUGAAGGAGCUAAAGCUCUUGAUGUCGGAUCUGGAAGUGGAAUCCUUACUGCAUGUUUUGCACGUAUGGUUGGCUCUACUGGAAAAGUCAUAGGAAUCGACCAUAUUAAAGAGUUGGUAGAUGACUCGAUAAAUAACGUCAGAAAGGAUGACCCAGCACUUCUGUCUUCAGGGAGAGUACAUUUGGUUGUGGGGGAUGGAAGACUGGGAUAUGCCGAAGAAGCCCCUUAUGAUGCUAUUCAUGUAGGAGCCGCAGCCCCAGUUGUGCCCCAGGCACUCAUAGACCAGCUAAAGCCUGGCGGAAGGUUGAUCCUGCCCGUGGGCCCCGCUGGCGGGAACCAGAUGUUGGAGCAGUAUGACAAGCUUCAGGAUGGCAGUGUCAAAAUGAAGCCGCUGAUGGGCGUCAUCUACGUGCCUUUGACAGACAAAGAGAAGCAGUGGUCCAGGUGGAAGUGAUUUUCUCUUCUGCUCUUUCUUCCUCCACACACGCAAGGGAUGAACUGUAAAAGCCACAUCAGCUUGACCAGUAUCAAACAUUACAGUGGAUCUUGCUCAUCUCAGUCCUCAGAGCUUUCUGAAAAACAACAGCGUCACAGCUUGUUUUGGACUUUGUCACACUCUUAUUUUCAGCAUGCGAUUGUCUGGUUUUUGUAGAGUAUCUAAUUCUUUAAAGAGGCAAGGGAGCCACAGUGGUGGGAGGAGGCGGAAUAUAGAUUUGCGUAUCCUUUAACAUGCCCACAUUUUACUUUGAAAUGCCAUGAGAAGAUGUGCUCCACCGUGAAAACUUAGGCUUGUGGACUGAUCUUUGAGGACCUGCUUUACCCAGACACUUAGUUGUUCCGGUAAGAACUGAAGUCAGACUCUUCCCAUCACCUUAGCACCACCAUUCACAAGUUCAGAGUCUUGGACUGGGACAUCUGUAGAUGCUACUAAGAAACUAGAGACGAGCUUUCUUUUUAAAGCUUUUGAUGUGGUAUCCAUAGAAUCGCAUGUUGUAGAUACAAUCAGCUUCUUCGUUACCUUCCGGUAGCUCAGCAUUUGUAAAUAUUAAACCUUAAGGUGGCAGGUGGUGUCCCUUAGAACACUGCAGCUGCUUGAAGGGACAUAACUGACAUGGCUCUUCCUCCCCCGCCCCACCCCAAUUAUAAACGAUAGACUCUGUUAGCUGAGUAUUCUUUUUCUCUUCCUGUUUCAACCUGGCUGCUGAUACUGUACCUGACUUUUAACAUGCUGUGUCAGCUGUGUCCUAGUUCCUGAACAGUUUAUGCAGUGCUGCUUUGCCAAAUAAAAUUAAAAACUAUAAAGAGGU
Suncus etruscus (white-toothed pygmy shrew) is the source of this 1768-nucleotide messenger RNA. It is a transcript of the gene PCMT1, whose product is annotated as protein-L-isoaspartate (D-aspartate) O-methyltransferase. Gene Ontology annotation, biological process: protein modification process. The record is from RefSeq and is a predicted model, not a curated record. Gene Ontology annotation, cellular component: cytoplasm. The transcript has 8 exons. Gene Ontology annotation, molecular function: protein-L-isoaspartate (D-aspartate) O-methyltransferase activity. NCBI's taxonomy places the organism in Eukaryota, Metazoa, Chordata, Mammalia, Eulipotyphla, Soricidae. The coding region runs from base 4 to 915 and encodes 303 amino acids.